CGAACACGUAGCUCGAGCGCUCCGGUGUCGAGGACGUGGCCCCUCCUCCUAGACACUAGCCGUCCCACGAAGAACCUCAAGAGCAUUUCAGGUCUGCCAGUGCACCGCAUGUUUCGCCGCCUGUUCCGGUCGAAAAAAGUGAGCGAGGCCCGGCCGAACUCGUGGCUCGACUGCGACGAGCGAGAGUGUCCCGUCCAGCGCCUGGUGUGCCGGGAUGGCGGCAGCCCGGACGUCCCAAAUGAACUGGCCCAUGGCGAGUCACUCGUCGGGCGGGGACACCGGUGCUCAGCGGCUCGCGUGGACGAUUACGAGGGCGUCUCUUGGAUGGGGCGACUGGAGUGGCCCGAGUGGCCGGUGCAGGAGCAAAGCUUCGAGAACCGGGAGGAGGACCUCUCCGUGGCCUCCUGCGUCGAGUCGCUCUGGAGCCGACGGUGCUUCCGAGGCGGAGCACAGUCCCUGCCCGCGGAGGCAGGCCUCGCGGGGCGCGCCGGCCUCCAGGACUGGUGGUCGCUGCGAAAGGACGACUGUGUACGCGACGCAGUCAUGGCCAAGCUUGGCCUCCAGGUCACCUGCCUGGGUAGCGUGUCACCGAUGUCGAAGUCCUACCCUGGCCAGAAGGCAGUGUUCAGCGCUUACCGUGGCCUGAGCCUGUACAAAAGUGGCGGCGACGCCACCAUGGCCGCCGCCGCAGCAGCAGCAGCCACGCGUCGGUCACCGACGAGUGGCGGCGAGCUCUACGAUGAGAAUGAUGUCGAAACCAAGCCCGGUGCUGGUGACCACGGGCAUUCCCCCGACAAAGACGGCAAUUACCGUGAUCGUAACGGAGGAGUCAAGGAUGAACAUAACGAUAAAAAGCUAUUUCAUCAGAGGAUGCACGAGCCGCACCCAGCCGGCGUCAGGUGCGCCAGCUUGGAGACCUUCCACGCGAAAGCUUUUAGAGCGGUUUCAGUGUGUUCUAACUGCAGCCAUUUGGAAGGACUUCUCGAGGAACACGAAGCAAAGGCGGCAGAAGAAGGCAUGCUGAGCGAAAGCGGAGAUGAUGGUGCAGUUCCUGGCUGUUUGGGCAACACCAGUGGUAGCCUCGACACUUCGACGUUGAGUGGUGACAUCAAACUUGACCACAUAGAAGACAUUGGCAGCAGGCUUCAUUCCACGCCUAGCCGCCCUAACGGAGGCUGCGGCGUCGAAGAUUAUAGGCGGCUACAGCUUGGCCUGGGCGAUUUUGACCACUUAGGCGGCACCGCAACUUGCAGCUGCGCGAGAGGCGACACUUCGCUGCACGUGAAGGUAACCGGCUCCGGUGACUGUGAGCAAGGCAGCGGAGGAAGCAGCCGGCUUCCUGCAACUUCGUCACCAAUUCCUACUGAAGCGGAUGAAGACGGUGCGUGUCUUGGUAGCUUUGGUGAGGACGGUGUCAUCGAAAACAAAGGGAAUGUGAUGAGUGACGAGCUUUGCAAUGCGGAAUUCGGUGAGGCGAAGACGGUGGAAGACGAGUCCUUUUCUUCGGACAUGACCGUGAGGCGCCUGAGCUAUGGUGAUCCCAUCGAUGAGGUUGAGUCAGAGUUUGCAUCUCAGCAAGGUAGUGAAUCUGCCGGAGAGUUUCUCGAUGCCGGGUUUGAUAUAGACUGCUCCGGGGAAGCUGCCGUAGAAGCGGACUUUUUCUCGUACGUAAAUCUGAGCCCGAACUUUGUAUCAACGUCCGUCAGAAUUCAGAACCAGCGAGCUGCGUGCGAACAGCAAAGUUCUGAGUGGCGUGACUUUGACGUGUUUCGAGAGCAGCAAAGUGACGAGUUCUUCGGCGUGUUCGAGGCGCGUCCAUUGCGCAAGGGCGAGGAGUGCAAGUCAGGUUUGAUGCCGUGCGAGGUUAUCCAGUCUUUGAGCAGCGAGCUCCCUUCUAGUCCGAUCACAACGCUCACCAGUGGUAGUACGUCAGCAUCCGGACCUUUCAAACUGACUGCUGCCUUAGAUAAUAAGGAGCAGAGGCAGUUGUGCCCCAGUCCGACUAACAGCAUCGAUGGCCAAGUAUCCGUUUCAUCCUACGGUUCCUUCCUGACCGUAGACUCGUACGAUGACGAAGCAGACUUUCAAAACGCCAAAUUUAUCGGCUUUAGCACGAACAGCGAAUCUGCCCAUGACUUAAGCUCUCCAAUAGCACCAAGUCCUGUUAUCGUACAGAGCCCCCUCCGUCCUGAAUCGCAAAGCUUUCAAAGCUACGAAGAGACAGUUGGUUCCAGUCCUGACGGAUGCGCUACGAGCGAUGAGCUCCCGCCGGACAUGAACCUCGUAGAACCCACCUGUUCUCUUGUUGCAUAUGGCCAGCUAUGUCCAGAGUCACAAAGUUUUCAGAGCUACGAAGAUGCAGCAAGUUCCAGUUGUCAAAUCGAACUGGACGCCGAAGGUGCAUGUGACAUUAUAGGACCAGGUGAGCGACCUGCGAGCGCAGACUACGAAAUAGUGGUUCAAGAGGCCGGAGGUUCGAGUUCGACUACAACGCUAUCUUUUCACGUUCUUGAUGAGGAGGCGGACGGAAGCACCUCGAGCAGCAGCAGUACCAGCAGCAGCAGCAGUAGUAGCAGCAGCAGCAGCAGCAGCAGUAAAAACAGCAGCAGCAACAGCAGCAAAAGCAACAACAGUAGCAGGAGAAGCAGGAGAAGCAGUAGCGGUAGCUGUAGCAGCGAAAGUCCCGCCGAGUCCGGUGAGGAGAAGAUUCCAGCGGCCAAUUCAUCACGUACACCGUCGCAAUCGUCAUCACCGGUGCUGCCUAACGCAGAGAAUGACGCCUUCAGCAACGGUGGCGCAUCACCACCAUUCCCGCUGCAGGACUACCGCAGCUGCCGUGACUUUCUGCGCAGGCUGACGGAUGCGAAUCCAGAGCUCUCCUACUCCCUUAGCAAGUCCUUUGCUUCCGAGGAGUGCGGCGUUAGCGAGGCUGCUUCCAUUGAAGACGUAUGCAGCCAGAUCUUCAGCAGCUACAACGAAAGCUUCACUAACUUUGAGGCACUAGAGAGCUUCCCGGCGCUUCCACGCUCUAGCACCGCAGAGAUGCUUACGUGUCCGGAGCUUCGGCCCUUGCGCUUGGAAGGGAGCACCAAGGACGUUUUCGAACCUGCGUUAAGUAGGGACCAGAGUAAGCGCUUGAAGAGGUCCGCGGCCCCAGCUGCUGCUGCUUCGGACACGACGGCAACGACCAGCAAGAUUUCUGGAAAGUGGAGUCACAUGCCGUCGGCGUCUUCGGUAUCCAUGCCUGAUUUGAACCAUUCUCAGAAGAGUACAUGGCCACCGGGUCUUCAAGAGCAGAGUGGAGAUGCAGCCGUCUCGGAUGCAAAUCUCGAUUCAGUGGGAGCUCACGCAGCCACUGCAAGGAAAGUGGUCGGUUUCGCAUUGUGACGGCGAUCUGAGACUUCGGGGCGUUUGUAGAGAGAUGAAACCUGGGGAGCAUGAAGACUUCUACCUUGUAAUCAAAGGUAAUGAAUCAGCGCAUGCGGUAACAAGAACAUUCUCAGCUUAUCCACGUCGCGUCAACUGCCAGGACUUGUUAUGCUUGUAAAGGAUCCAUCUAAGGGUUUCGAGGCCAA
Messenger RNA from Dermacentor silvarum, 3575 nucleotides. Its product is annotated as serine-rich adhesin for platelets. The transcript is spliced from 4 exons. The coding region runs from base 109 to 3387 and encodes 1092 amino acids. The record is from RefSeq and is a predicted model, not a curated record. Lineage: Eukaryota; Metazoa; Arthropoda; Arachnida; Ixodida; Ixodidae.